AUGGCUUCAUCCCCCGGAGGGAUCCCCGCUGAGCUGCAAGAGGGCAUCACCGCCUUCCUGGGGACAAAGAAGGUCCUGCUGGUGAUGAGUGUCCAGCUGCAGGUGAAAGCCCAGUAUGACGACUUCAUCUUGGUGCUGACGCCCUGGCGGGCCUACGUGCUGCCCGUGAUGCUGCCGGUGAAAGUUCACAGCAGCUUCAGCUUCCUGGAGGUGAGGGGGAUGACGGUGCGAGAGCCCAGCUUGGUUGUCAUAGAAACGGAUGCAGCGUCUUACGCCUUCCGGUUCAUGUCCUUUGAUGAUUUGGAGCAAGUUGUCAUCCAUGUGACCAUGUCACUUAAGAAGGUCUUUCCAGACUCGUCCCCUGGGACGCUGCUCAAGAACUCCCCCCCCAACCUGUAUGAGAGGAUCCGACAGAUCACGGACUCACUGGAGGAAAUGCUGCAGAGCAGCCCCGGGCCCUGCGGGGGGUUUUCGGAGACCUACGCUGCUUUAUGUGAUUACAACGGCUUUGCCUUCCGUGAGGAGAUCCAGUGGGACGUGGACAACAUCUACCACAGCCAGGACUGCCGGGAGUUCGACCUGCUGGACUUCAGCCACCUGGAGAGCCGAGAUGUGGCACUGAGCGUUGCUGCCUUGUCCUUCAACCUGUGGUUCACCAAGCUCUCCUGCAAGGACUUCAGGCUGAACCAGGAGAUUUCGGAGCAGCUGCUCUACAUGCUCAGCAAAUCGGUGAUGCUGGAGGAGCUCGUGCUGGAAAACAGUGGGUUGAAAGCUGACUUUGCGCAGAGGAUGGCCCAGGCACUCAGCAACCAUCCCGACUCUGUUCUGCACACUAUCAACCUUGCUGGCAACCAGCUGGAAGACAGAGGGAUCGUGGCCUUCAGCCGGCACGUGGAGAAGAGUCCUAAGGGUCUGCAGAGCCUCAACUUGGCCAGGACGAUGCUCACUGCCAAAGGGAUGAGCACAUUAUGCAAGGCCCUCGCGGAAAACAAAGCUAUCGGAUCCUCCCUCCGGCACUUGGACCUCUCCGGAAACCCCUGCACUCUGGCUGGGGACGACAUCAGCAACCUGCAGAGCCUCCUCCGCCAGUGCCACUCGCUCUCCCACCUCAGUCUGUCCGGCACGGACUGCCCUUUGGAUGCUCUCUUUGGAGCCCUGGUCCAUGGAUGCCACACCAGCCUCGUCCAUCUGGAUCUCUCCAAAAAUGUGUACUCUCACAAGAAGGUGAAAACCAUCUCCCCUCACAUCAAGGAGUUUUUCAGCCAGGCCUGUGCCCUCAGGCAUGUCUCCCUGGCGGGUACCAAGCUGCCAGCGGACGCCGUAAGGGCAUUGCUGCAGGGGCUGGCAGACAACAGUCGCAUCAGUGACCUCCGCCUGGAUCUUAGCAACUGCGAGCUGAGAUCAGCGGGGGCCCAAGUCAUCCAGGAUCUCAUCCCCGACGCCAGCUCUAUCAGCGACCUGGACUUGUCUGACAACAGCUUCGACACCGACAUGGUGACGCUGGUGCUCUCCAUUGGCAGAAGCAAGUCCAUUAGGCAUGUCUCUCUGGGGAAAAACUUCAACAUCAAAUCCAAGGACGGGUUGUUGGACGUCCUGCACCGCAUUGUCCAGCUCACCCAGGAGGACGACUGCCCUCUCCAGUCCCUGUCCGUGGCCGAAUCGCGCCUCAAGCUGGGAACCAACGUCCUGCUGAGUGCCCUGGGCAGUGACACCAGCCUUAUCGCUCUGGACAUCAGUGGCAAUGCCAUGGGGGACACGGGGGCCAAGAUGCUAGCCAAGGCCCUACAGAUCAACACCAAGCUCAGGACCGUGGUUUGGGACAGGAACAACACAACUGCCCAUGGGCUCCUGGAGGUGGCUCAAGCUUUGGAGAGGAAUUACACCCUCAAGUCGAUGCCCUUGCCCAUGAGCGACGUGGCGCAGGCGUACCGCAGCAACCCCGAGAAAACGGAGGAGGCCGUGCACAAGCUCCAGUCCUGCCUGACGAGGAACCAGCUGCGGCGUACGCUGCCGGCGCAGACCUUCCGGCUCCAGCAAGGCAUCCUCACCACCUCUUCCGAACAGAUGGUGAAUGAGAUCUGCCUGAGCGUGCAGAAGCAUGUUGACAUCCUGAGCGCCUGCCCGGGCAGGGAGAUGGAGGCGGACAUCCUCUGCGCGGAGGAGGCCAUCAGGAACGCCAACCUCUCUGUCAGC
Molecule: messenger RNA, 2193 nt
Organism: Cariama cristata (Red-legged seriema)
Lineage: Eukaryota; Metazoa; Chordata; Aves; Cariamiformes; Cariamidae
Product: leucine-rich repeat-containing protein 16C-like
Exons: 26
Biological process (GO): regulation of Arp2/3 complex-mediated actin nucleation; cell migration
Cellular component (GO): lamellipodium; plasma membrane
Molecular function (GO): protein binding
Source: RefSeq, a predicted model, not a curated record